Molecule: messenger RNA, 1774 nt
Organism: Pocillopora meandrina
Lineage: Eukaryota; Metazoa; Cnidaria; Anthozoa; Scleractinia; Pocilloporidae
Source: the annotation of a GenBank genome assembly
GACAAGCGAUUUAAGGAGGAAAAUGAACGAGGAGGAAACGUUCACAGGCUGGUGAGAGAACUGGAGGAACAGGUGACACAUUUGCAAGCAGAACUACGAGAGAAAGAGUUGAGAGAGACCAGCUUACAUGAACAGCUGAAGAAAAAAGAACAACUUGAAGAAAAUGAACGAGGAGGAAACGUUCACAGGCUGGUGAGAGAACUGGAGGAACAGGUGACACAUUUGCAAGCAGAACUACGAGAGAAAGAGUUGAGAGAGACCAGCUUACAUGAGCAGCUGAAGAAAAAAGAACAACUUGAAGAAACUUUGAGAAAACAAUCGACUGAGAUGGGGCAGCAGCUGACAAACCUGCGUGGACAAGUACAAGAGAGUAAGGAACAAAUGCGAGAUGUAACCCAGCAAAUGACGAUUGUCCAAGGAAAGCUACAAGAAAAAGAUGAAGAAACUGCUAAAUUACAGAAUCAAGCUAGUGCCCUAAGGCAACAACUGGAGAAAAAAGACCAGGAAAUGAAUGAAUUGGAAACAACUCUGUCCACAGCUCAGGAUGAGUUACGUGAACUUCAACGACAACAGUCCCCUGAGUGGGUCAUUUCACGGGAUCACAUUCAGCUAACAGGUAGAUUUCUCGGCGAAGGAGGCUGGGCAAGAGUUGUGGAAGGCAAAUAUUGUGGUUGUUCGGUUGCGGUGAAACAGAUGCAUAAGUUGAAUCUCUCUCCUUACAACCGCAAGUUAUUUGAGCGAGAAAUGGAUAUUGCAUCGAAAUGCCGCCACCCUUGCUUGCUGCAGUUCAUUGGAGCUACAAAUGACGAAAAGAAUCCAUUGUUUGUAACAGAGCUGAUGGAAACAAGUUUACGUACUCUGUUGGAACAGAGAGCUCUUUCUGAGGCUGAAUUGUCUUUUAUUUCCCUGGAUGUGGCUCGGGCGCUGAACUACCUUCACCAAAAGCAACCAUCUCCUAUCAUUCAUCGCGACAUCAGCAGUGCAAAUGUGCUACUUUGGCGACAGGGUGAACAUUGGCGAGGCAAAGUGUCGGAUUAUGGAACUGCCAACUUUAUGCAGCAGACCAUGACAGUUGCUCCUGGUGCCAUGAUAUACAGUGCUCCUGAAGCGCUUACUAAAAAUCAAACCGUUAAGGUUAGCUUUAAUUUGUUUAUUGUAUAUAUGCGUGCAUUUCACGUGCAGGUAAGUUUAUGAAUUGACUUAAACUUAAGGUAACGGACAUUAAUAUUUUUAUAUUUACAGACAUUUAAUAUUUUUUUUAUUUUGUUGACAUAAAAUAGACAGUAUGCGUUAUUGACAGGCCGGAUUGGUAUUAUACUGUAUUCAUGUAUAUUAGCCUAACAGGUCUGAUCUUUGAGGUAAGGUUUUUAUUGUUCCUAGGACAUACUGACAAUGCUAGUUGGGCUAAUCUACUUGAAUACAAAGGAAUACUAAUCGAGUCUGCCAUGGGUCUGUAUAGUCAAGUGUUAUCGCUUAUCUCGAGAUAGAAAUGGAUCGAGACAUUUUCACUCACUUUGACGUAAGAAACUAGUGCAGUGUUGUAUUUCCUCUCAUUUUUGUCCCUUAUCUUGUUCAGGUUGAUGUGUACAGUUUUGGUGUCCUCCUCUGUGAGAUGUGCAUCCGGGAAUUGCCAGAUCCAAUGAGGCGUGAUCGGCAAGUCGCCAUGGUUAAAAACAAAUUGAAUCGAGCCCUUAUCCGGGGAUGUUUGCAAUCAGAGCCCGAGGCGAGACCAAGCAUACAGGAGAUCAUUGAUGAACUUGAGGAACCUGUUUAA